Rotaria sp. Silwood1 is the source of this 333-nucleotide messenger RNA. Lineage: Eukaryota; Metazoa; Rotifera; Eurotatoria; Philodinida; Philodinidae. The record is from the annotation of a GenBank genome assembly.
AUGUUAUUUUUUAUUAUUAAUUUAGUAUUAUUUUUUCAAAAAACAAAUGCAUUUUCUCUUUCAAUGAAAAAUAAUCAUAUAUUUAUUGAAUGUGGUCGAUCGGUAAUUAUUAAAAAUCAUUAUUGGUUUUUAUCGGAAUUGUUAAACUUAUUAAAAACAUUUAAUAGAAAUGAUUCAAUUAAUAAUCAGCAAAUACCAUUUGAUAAUCUCUAUUUAAUAUUUAAUCAUAUAUUAAUUCAUUGUCAACAAGCUUAUCAUUCAUAUCAAUUAAAUAAAAAAAAUCAAAAUAUUGAUCAAUUAUAUCAAUGGUUAACAACACAAAUAAAGAAUUAA